GCGCAGACGUUCCCCCAGCAGGUAAACUCCACCAUGGCGGCGCGAGGCCAUGUGCAGGACCCCAACGACCGCAGACUCAGACCCAUCUACGAUUAUCUGGACAAUGGCAACAACAAGAUGGCCAUCCAGCAGGCGGACAAGCUGCUGAAGAAGCACAAAGACCUGCACUGUGCCAAGGUGCUGAAGGCCAUCGGCCUGCAGAGGACCGGGAAGCAGGAUGAAGCCUUCGCUCUGGCUCAGGAAGUCGCCACUCUGGAGCCGACCGACGACAACUCGCUGCAGGCGCUCACCAUCCUGUACAGGGAGAUGCACCGCCCGGAGCUGGUGACCAAGCUGUACGAGGCGGCGGUGAAGAAGGUCCCGCUGAGCGAGGAGUACCACUCCCACCUCUUCAUGGCGUACGCCCGGGUGGGCGAGUACAAGAAGAUGCAGCAGGCCGGCAUGGCGCUGUACAAGAUCGUCCCCAAGAACCCAUACUACUUCUGGUCCGUCAUGAGCCUGGUGAUGCAGGCCAUCUCGGCUCAGGACGAGAAGCUGGCUCAGACCAUGUUCCUGCCGCUGGCCGAGCGGAUGGUGGAGAAGAUGGUGAAGGAGGAGAAGAUCGAGGCGGAGGCCGAGGUGCAGCUGUACUUCAUGAUCCUGGAGCGUCUGGGGAAGUGCGAGGAGGCGCUGGACGUGAUCCGGGGUCCGCUGGGAGAGAAGCUGACCAGCGAGCUGCAGAGCCGGGAGAGCAAGUGCAUGAGGCUGUACCAGCGGCUGCAGCGCUGGCCCGAGUGCAACGCCCUGGCCCACAAGCUGCUGCUCAAGAACCCCGACGACUGGCAGUUCUACCCCUCCUACUUCGACUCGCUCUUCCACCUGAUGGACCAGGCCUGGAGUCCGCCGGAGGACGGCCAGCACUGUCCGGAGGGCGCGGUCCAUCACACCGUGGCGGAGGUUGUGCGGUUCGUGGAGGACCGGAUCGAAGGCGAGGAGGGGAAGGAGUCUCGCUCCCUCAGAGGACCGUACCUGGCCCGCCUGGAGCUGAUGGACCGGCUGCGGCAGCGAGGCUGUCCUGAGGAGACGCAGCUGGGAGACCCUCUGGAGCUGAUGGUUCAGUUCUUCGGGAAGUUCGGGGACAAGCCGUGCUGCAUCACCGACCUGAAGCUGUAUCUCCACCUGCUGCCGCCCGACCAGCACGUCCAGUUCAUCAACCGCCUGAGCGAGGCGCUUCCGCUGGGCGAGCCGGCAGACGGCGGCCUGCGUUUCCCCGCCGACACCAAGGCGCUGCAGAGACACCUGUGCGUGUGUCAGCUGAGCCGGGCGCUGGGGCUGCACCACGCCCUGCCGCCGGACGCCAAGCUGCGGCUCGUCGCCGAGCUCAAGGCGCACUACCGCCACGGGCUCCAGUUCGGUAAAAACGCUCUGAAGACGGAGCUGCAGUUCUCCGACAUGUACUGUCUGAUGGCGGCGCACGUCUACGUCGACCUGUGGACCGAGACGGGGGACGAGGACAUGGCGUGGCAGAGCCUGGGCCUCCUGCAGGAGGGUUUGUCCCACAGUCCCUCCAACGCUCAGUUCAAGCUGCUGCUGCUGCUGCUGUACUGCCGGCUGGGCGCCUUCGAGCCCGUGGUCGACCUCUACUCCAGCCUGGACGCCAAGCACGUGCAGCACGACACCAUCGGGUUCCUGCUGACUCGCUACGCCGAGUCUCUGGGUCACUUCGCCGCCGCCUCCCAGUCCUGCAACUUCUCCCUCAGGUUUUUCCACUCCAACCAGAAAGAUACCUCAGAGUACAUCAUCCAGGCGUACAAGUACGGCGCCUUCGAGAAAAUCCCAGAGUUCAUAGCGCUGAGGAACAGGUUGAAUCAGUCCCUGCAUUUCGCUCAAGUCCGCACCGAGAGGAUGCUGCUGGACCUGUUCCUGGAGGCGGACAUAGUUUUGAGUCUGGAGGAAAGCGUGAAGGCCAUGUCUCUGUCCGCAGAGGAGGACGACGUCCCCUGGGACAGCAUGAGGGACAACCGAGACCUGACGGUGUUCACCAGCUGGGACCCCAAAGACAGGCAGCUGACGGAGGAGCAGCGCCGCCGGUCCCUGGAGGAGGAGGCGGCGUGGCUGCGGAUCCGCUCGCUCACGCUGCGCCUGCUGGCCUGCCUGCCGGCGCUGGGACGCCCGCCGCCGCCGCCGCAGAACUCGGACGUCAGCAACCAGAACGGCGUGUCGGAGAAGAGCUCGCUGCUCGGCGGCCUGCUGAAGCAGCUGGGCCAGACGCUGCAGGCGGCGGCGCAGGCGGCGGAGAAGCACGUACAGUACCCCUUCCUGGGCCCCCCCUCCACCCGCCUGGCGGCGGCGCUGUCCAGCGGCUGCUGCCAGUGCCAGGCGGCGGCGCUGCACCUGUCCGUUCACCUGCAGGAGCUGGAGGCGGCCGGACUGGACGAGUCGGCGGAGCUGCAGACGCAGAUCUGCAACACCUUCAAAUCUUUAGUAGUUCAGCUUCAAGAAAUCCUGAAUAAGAGCAAAGGGGAUUUAUUGGAAAUGACCGGGAGCAAGUUAAAAACGCGGCCCUCCUUAUUAGAAAACCUGGUCUUCUUCGUGGAGACGAUGUGCAUAGUGCUGUGGGUGGCUAGCUACUGCGCCAAGAUCCUGCGGCCGCUGAAGACCAGCCUACAGAAGAAGAAGAAGAAGAAAAAGGACGCCAACACGGCGCUGCCGGUGGUGGUCUGUGGUUUCCAGGAGUUGACGUCCAGCCUGCAGGAUCUGCUCUCGGAGGCGCUGGAGCACAUCAAGGGUCAGGAGACGACGGUGACGGCGCUGAAGCUGGCGGCCCUGACCCUGGAGGGACACACACAGGAGGAGGCGGGGUUCGUGCGGAGCGCCAUGGACAAGGUGCAGAGCAGCUACCUGCGCUCGCUGCAGGAAGUCGGCGAUCUUCUGAAGAAACGAUCGGAAACGAUAAAGACCCUCAAAAUCUGAGCCCCCCCCCCCCCCCGCUCCCCCCUCCCCUCCCCCACCCUGCAUUCAGAUGACUAAUGACCCCGCCCGCCUCCACCCGCCAGCCCCGCCCCUCCCUCCUCUCACUCUCCAGUCCAAUCAUGAAUGAAGCUCCACCGCGCUCCUUUUAAAAUAAAUAUAUAAAUAUAUCCGGAUCAGCCGGGGGGGGUGGGGGGGGUUAGCAGUUUUAGAUCAGCUGAUGUUCAUAAACGGUUGUAAAUAUCCACGAGCGCCGCCCGCUCCGCCGCCACGAGCUGUUUAGUUUUCCGAGGCCGAGGAGGGAAGCGUCCCGCCGACGUGCUGCUGCUGCUGCUUCCACCCGAACGAGGACCCCACGUCUCCGCCGCCCCGCCGCUCCACCGCUCCACCGCCUCCUCUCCGCUUCCUCUCCCCCUGGUGUGUGUGUCGUGUGUGUGUGUGUUGGAGUGGAGCGACCGGAGCGUCCGACAAGCGUCGCAGCGAAACAUUUUUAAAGGACCGAUUUCGUAUCAAAACUUGAGCUGGCGUGUUUUAACAGGAGGAGACAAACGAACUGUUCCGGGAGUCCAGGACGAAGGAGGAGGAGGAGGAGGAGGAGGAGGAGGAGGAGGAGGCCGCCGCUCGGCGGGGGAGGGGGAGGGGCGGGGGGGAGGAGGGGGUGAUUGUGACGUUGUGUAAAAUAUGAUUGACCCUCACCGGUAACAUGAGGCGACAUAAAAGCUGUCAACACUCCUGCAGCGUCCGGCCAUGUUCUUACUCACAGGCACGGUUUGUGAGCCACGGUGACCUCUGACCUCUGCUGGAGCGCACACUUUCCCUUCAGCUUCAUGGUGAGGACAGAAGGACGCAGCGCCACCCGGUGGCUCACAGCUCCCAGUUAGCUUUCCAACUUCACUGGACAAACGCAGGAAGUUCUGUUUUCACUAGAAAACCUGGUGUGAGAGCGGCCUCAGUUACAGCUGCUGCACACUAGGGGGCGCACUGCUCAGUUUCCAUCAGACUUCACCAUGGCAGGAGGAUUCCUGCACCCUCUCUGUUGGUUCAGAGUCCAUUUGAAACACUUGAAUGGUUUAGAUUAAAAAGAAUAAAACCUAUCGUACCUGCAGAGCACAAAACGGCAAAAAGAAGCUUUGUGACGGUGUGUGGAGAUGUGAAAAUCAGUGUGAAAGGAAUAAAGACUGUGAAGCUGCACUAAAGUCCGACUUCAUUCACACCCCAGGCUAAUUUGGCUUAAAGUUACUUUUAUUCAAUCAAUAUUUAUUGUUUUUGUUUUUUUGUUUUU
Molecule: messenger RNA, 4231 nt
Organism: Salarias fasciatus (jewelled blenny)
Lineage: Eukaryota; Metazoa; Chordata; Actinopteri; Blenniiformes; Blenniidae
Gene: naa25
Product: N-alpha-acetyltransferase 25, NatB auxiliary subunit
Exons: 24
Coding region: 34-2952 (972 amino acids)
Biological process (GO): N-terminal peptidyl-methionine acetylation
Cellular component (GO): NatB complex; cytoplasm
Molecular function (GO): protein binding
Source: RefSeq, a predicted model, not a curated record